UACAAUACAAGCUGCAAGAUGAAAACGUGGUUCUGCGUUUUGCUAGUGGUUGUUGGUGCAACUGCGCAGGCGCAUGCUAACUCACACACACAACACAGCCAAGGACAACCAGGAGCAGCAGAGCCUGAACAGCCAGUGGUAGUGUCCCCCUCUGGAGAAUUUCGUGGAGGAUACAAUGUGACGCGGCGCGGGCGCAGGUUCGAGACCUACCGCGGCAUUCGUUACGCCGAGCCACCUGUGGGCAACUUGAGGUUCCAGCCACCCAAACCAAUUCUUAACUACAGAAGCCCAGUGGACGCGAGUGAAGAUGGUCCGGCGUGCCCUCAACCUACCGAUUGGGGUUACUCUAUUGACGAGGACUGUCUUACUAUCAACGUCUAUACGCCGCUUAAAAAAAACAGGUCCAAACCGUUACCAGUAAUCUUCUACAUCCACGCUGGUGGUUAUUACGCUGUGACUGGGCGCAGUGACCUGGCCGGCCCGCACUACCUGCUUGAUAGAGAUAUCGUGCUGGUUACCAUCAACUACAGGCUAGGCUCGCUUGGGUUUCUCAGUACAGGCGACGAACUCGCUCCUGGCAACAACGGCUUAAAGGAUCAGGUGGCAGCACUAAAAUGGGUGCAACGUAACAUUGCUUCUUUCGGUGGUGACCCCAAUACCGUGACGAUCGCAGGCUGCAGCGUGGGCUCUAUGAGUGUGAUGCUGCAUAUGAUCUCGCCCAUGUCUAAAGGUCUAUUUCAUCGCGGCAUUUCAAUGAGUGGGUCGCCGAUAUUUGCAUUUCCUUCGCCGCACAACCUGUACCACUUAGCAGAGAAGCAAGCACGUUUGGUGGACUGCCCCACCGGCAACUCUAAAGAAAUCGUCGAUUGCCUAAAGACGAAACCUUGGCGAGAGAUCGGAGACUCUUUAGAUGGAUUCAGUGAGUUCGCCUACGAUCCCAUUAUGAUCUGGUGGCCUGUAGUGGAGAAAGAUUAUGGUCAAGAAAGGUUUUUGACAAUGGAACCACUUGAUGCCAUCCGCGAAGGAAAGAUGCAUGCUGUACCGCACAUCAUUAGCCAAACGACGGACGAGUUCUUCUGGAAAGCCUUCACCAUAUUGGAGAACCAGACCUUUACAGACCAAAUGAAUGCAGAAUGGGACAGAAUAGCGCCUAUAACGUUCAUAAUGCCGCGAGAGAAUGCAACACACGCUACCCAGAAGCUGUUUGCUGAAUACCUUCAUAAUCGACCUUUACAGAAUGACUCUGAGAGCGCCAGGAACCUUGGCUUGCUGUACACGGAUGGGGUUGAAAGUUUCCCAGUUCACAGGAUGGCCAACCUAAUGUGUCGCCACUCUCCUCACCCUGUCUGGUACUAUGAGUUUAGUUACAUUGGUGCCAACAGCCACUACCGAGACCCUGAAACAAAGAAACCAGUUGGUGCAGCUCACCACGAUGACCUGAUUUACCUAUUUGAGUUGAGUAUCUUCCCCAACAUAGCUACGGAGGGACGCGAUGCCAUCCUUGUGGAUAGGAUGACCGCAAUUUGGUACAACUUUGCUAGAUAUGGUGACCCAAAUCCUCAUGGCGAUCUCCCCGAGCUUGAGGGUCUACAGUGGCCAGCUAUGAAGCUCGAGGACCGCAAGUAUCUGCGUAUAGCAGAUAACCUCACCGUGCACACUAACCUGAAGGAGGACAGAAUUAAAAUAUGGGAAGAAUUAUAUCCAAUUCAAUACAUGCGAAUUUCAGGGGAGCGCGAGGGCUGCGCCGCAUCACGGAUGUGGCGCAGCGCUUGUGGCAUGCUGGUUUGUCCGGGCGCCGACGAAGCAUGGAAGCAGAUCGUUGAAGCCUCAGCGUCGGAUUCCAUAUGGCAUUCGUUAAGGAAUUGUAUUGCAUAUCAGGCAGGUGUAUGGCAAAAUCUCCUUAUAAAGGGCAUCCCAGAUGUGAUGCAUUCUGCCGCUUUCAAGCUUGCAAUAGUGCUACGGCAUACCCCCUCCGAACUCACUGUUGGCCUGCUGGCUGAUAUGUUGCAUUUACAUCCACAAUCUCAAGAUUUGACCGCUUACGUUCUGGCCUUACUAACAGACGAUGAAGCAUGGUGUGGCAGUUGUGGGGCUAGUGCUGGUAUACCAGGUGUAGCGGGAGGGAUGGGCGGCGGCGCGCCCCUGCGGGACCUGCAGCUGUUCGGCGACUGCGAGUUGGCCGUGCUGGCGUCUUCGCGGGAGGAGUACGAUGCCCACGCCAAGCUGGUCCGCGCCGAAUACGCCAACCUCUCGCAUAAUAACUAUGUAGAACUGCGGAUAAAGGUUCUAAACCAAUUCUCGCAAAUUCCCAAGCUGUACCAUACUCCUGAGUUCGAGUGCUUCGAAGCUGCCGCGAGAGAAAAUAUUGAGCGCGAGAUUUGCACUCUGCGCGAACACCUGCUCACAGGACAGCACGAAUAACAUAGGUCACUAACUUAUAAGUUUCAUUAGAUUUCAAUUUAUAUAAUGUAGAUAACGGAUACAUCCCAUGGUUAAUUCGAUGAUUUUGGUUAGUCGAUAUCGUAUGACAUGCAAAGUUAAUUUCAGUCAGUCAGACAUGCCGGACAGCUCGUAAAGUUCCAGAAAAAAGAACAAGAGGGUAGUUCGCUACUUCCCAUGACAGCUCGAACCUCAUUUCUCACUGCACUGCAGUCGCAUCGUGAGCACGACCCAUACAACGGUCGAAAUAUCGACCAACCAAAAUCAUCCAAUUAAUCGUGGGAUGUACCCGUUAUCUUCAUUAUAAUAUACGAAAUAAGAUUAAACUCAUUAGAUUUCAAUUA
Molecule: messenger RNA, 2783 nt
Organism: Maniola jurtina (meadow brown)
Lineage: Eukaryota; Metazoa; Arthropoda; Insecta; Lepidoptera; Nymphalidae
Product: venom carboxylesterase-6-like
Exons: 17
Coding region: 19-2421 (800 amino acids)
Source: RefSeq, a predicted model, not a curated record